This is a messenger RNA of Oncorhynchus masou masou (cherry salmon), 2104 nucleotides long. Its product is annotated as actin-related protein 2/3 complex subunit 2-B. NCBI's taxonomy places the organism in Eukaryota, Metazoa, Chordata, Actinopteri, Salmoniformes, Salmonidae. Gene Ontology annotation, molecular function: actin filament binding; structural constituent of cytoskeleton. Bases 158 to 1057 code for a protein of 299 amino acids. Gene Ontology annotation, biological process: Arp2/3 complex-mediated actin nucleation; actin filament polymerization. Gene Ontology annotation, cellular component: Arp2/3 protein complex; actin cytoskeleton. The transcript has 10 exons. The record is from RefSeq and is a predicted model, not a curated record.
UGGGGUCCGGAAUGAAAUAAGCGGAAGAGCCGACAGACGGAAGACUCGGCGGAAGCGGUCUGUCAGGGAAGAAACAUUUGCAGAAUUUGACACAAAGAAGCCUAAGGAUCUAAAACAUUUUAUAUUUCGAUAAAAACGUAUUCCCCAGUCCGCUGCAAUGAUUCUGCUAGAAAUCAACAACCGGAUUAUAGAAGAGACGCUGACGUUGAAAUUUGACGGCGCAUCCAAUGGGACUAAACCAGAGGCAGUGGAGGUGACAUUUGCAGAUUUCGAUGGUGUCCUCUACCACAUCUCCAACCCCGAUGGGGACAAGACUAAGCUGAUGGUCAGCAUCUCCCUUAAGUUCUACAAGGAGCUGCAGGAGCACGGAGCUGAUGAGCUGCUGAAGCGGGUCUAUGGGAACUUCCUGGUUUCACCCGAGGCGUGCUACAACGUGUCCCUGCUCUUUGACCUGGAUGCGGUCCCGGCCAACAAGGAGGAAGUGAUCCACCAGGCGGGCAUGCUGAAGAGGAACUGCUUCGCUUCGGUGUUUGAGAAGUACUUCAAGUUCCAGGAGGAGGGCAAGGAGGGAGAGACGAGGGCCGUGGUCCACUACAGAGACGACGAGUCCAUGUAUCUGGAGGCCAAGAAGGACAGAGUGACGGUGGUGUUCAGCACUGUGUUCAAAGACGACGAUGAUGUCAUCCUUGGGAAAGUGUUCAUGCAGGAGUUUAAGGAGGGUCGGCGAGCCAGUCACACUGCCCCCCAGGUUCUAUUCAGCCACCGGGAGCCGCCCCUGGAGCUGAAGGACACUGACGCCGCCGUUGGAGACAACAUCGGCUACAUCACCUUCGUCCUGUUCCCACGUCACACCAACGCCAACGCCAGAGACAACACCAUCAACCUCAUCCACACCUUCAGGGACUACCUGCACUACCACAUAAAGUGCUCCAAGGCCUACAUCCACACACGUAUGAGGGCUAAGACUUCUGACUUCCUCAAGGUGUUGAACAGGGCUCGACCCGACGCUGAGAAGAAGGAGAUGAAGACCAUGUCGGGCAAGACGUUCUCCCGCUGAGGCUGGUCCACACGCGCACUCUGACCCCUGGACAUGCCCAAUCGUGCCACACUGAGACUCGACUCCACAUUGGACAGAUUCACAGGCCCCGAAAGCCCCGCCCAGCGCGUGUACAUCCUGUCUUUUUUAAAUAAAGUUGUCUCUUAGUAGAAAUCGAGGCUUAAACAAAUAAAAAGGGCAUUCCUUGCUUUGCAUAGUUAAAAGAUAAUUAUUAGUCCUAUAUAAAUAUAUAUAUAUAUAUAUUAAAAAAAUAUGAUGUUUUGAUACGAUAUCUUUUACUCCAUUUGGUACUCUUUACCUUGCUCCCUCCCUCCCUGGUGGUGUCCAUAACUUCAGAACCCCUCCUUGCUCCCUCCCUCCCUGGGGGUGUCCAUAACUUCAGAAGCCCUCCUUGUUCCCUCCCUCCCUGGGGGUGUCCAUAACUUCAGAAGCCCUCCUUGCUCCCUCCCUCCCUGGGGGUGUCCAUAACUUCAGAACCCCUCUCUUUCUCCUUCCUUCCUCCCUGGUGGUGUCCAUAACUUCAGAACCCCUCUCUUUCUCCUUCCUCCCUCCCUGGGGGUGUCCAUAACUUCAGAACCCCUCUCUUUCUCCUUCCUCCCUCCCUGGUGGUGUCCAUAACUUCAGAACCCCUCUCUUUCUCCUUCCUUCCUCCCUGGUGGUGUCCAUAACUUCAGAACCCCUCUCUUUCUCCUUCCUUCCUCCCUGGUGGUGUCCAUAACUUCAGAACCCUUCCUUGCUCCCUCCCUCCCUGGUGGUGUCCAUAACUUCAGAACCCCUCCUUGCUCCCUCUCUCCCUGGGGGUGUCCAUAACUUCAGAACCCCUCCUUGCUCCCUCCCUCCCUGGUGGUGUCCAUAACUUCAGAACCCCUCCUUGCUCCCUCUCUCCCCGGGGGUGUCCAUAACUUCAGAACCCCUCCUUGCUCCCUCCCUCCCUGGGGGUGUCCAUGACUUCAGAACCCCUCUCUUUCUCCUUCCUUCCUCUCUAUGCUGCCAUGUUGUCUGUACCAUUGUCAUUGGAAAAAUAAACCAGUCUUAUAAAAAUCCUUA